This is a messenger RNA of Lathyrus sativus (Indian pea), 1908 nucleotides long. Lineage: Eukaryota; Viridiplantae; Streptophyta; Magnoliopsida; Fabales; Fabaceae. The record is from the annotation of a GenBank genome assembly.
AUGUCUACUUCACCUGCAAAAGCCACUUGGAACCCUGCAUUCCAUAAAGUAUUUAUCGGGUUAUGUCUGCGAGAAGUGUUGAAGUUGAACGAGCCUGGGGCACGGCUUACUAAGGAGAGUUGGUGUAGCAUUGUUGAAUCCUUUUACGAAAAGACUGGCGUGACUUAUGACAAGAAACAGUUAAAGAAUCACUAUGAUUCCACCAGGAAGUUAUGGAAGGUUUGGGAUAAGUUGACUCGCGAUAGUAGCAUGAAAUGGGAUCCGGAAACUAGUAAGUUUGAUGCUUCUGAGGAAGACUGGUGCGAUUAUAUAAAGGAUAACCCAGAAGCUGGACAGUUUCAGUCUAAGGAAAUCCAGUUUAAAGACGAAUUGGAUAUUAUCUAUGAUGGAGAAAUGCCGGCUGAGGAAAUAAAAAACUCGAUACGUCUUAAGUGGCAGGAUAAUGCUAGAGCUGCAUCUUUGCACGGAAGAGGGCGCGGGAGGAAGCGUAAGAGUGUUGUUAGGGAUUAUGAAUUAGAUACUUCUGAUGCUGUUAAUUCGACGCUAACUCCAAAAGCCUCGUGGACACCUGCAUACCAUAAAAUAUUUGUGGAUUUAUGUCUUGAUGAAACUUUGAAGGGGAACAAAGCUGGGUCACAUUUUACCAAGAUGGGCUGGAGGAAUAUUAUUGGAUACUUUUAUGCAAAGACAGGUGUGAGAUAUGACAAAAGACAAAUUAAGAAUCACUACGAUUCGACCAGAAAACAAUGGAAAAUCUGGGUUAAAUUGAUUGGUGAUGAUUUCAUGAAAUGGGACUCAGGAACCAGUAAGUUUGGUGCUUCAGAGAAAGAUUGGCUUGAUUAUCUUAAGGAAAACCCAGAAGCUGCACAAUUCCGCUUUAAGGAAAUCCCAUUUCCCGAGAAAUUGGACAUCAUCUAUGGCGACAGUAUACAAACCGAGGAAAUGCGACCAUCAUCUAGUAGUGAGAGACAGAAUGAUGAUUCAGGAACUGCAUCUCCUUUAUAUGCAAAGCGAGGGAAGAAAUAUAAGAGUGUUGAGAAGGAUUUUGACUUUAAGAGUGCUAUUUUGGUUAAUGCUACACCAAUCAGUGCAAUUGCAAGUGAGCAAAGCAUUUCAUGUUCAUCGUAUCCUAAGGUCAAAGCCACAUGGACCCCUUUAUUGCAUAAGACCUUUAUUGAUCUAUGUCUGCAGGAGACACUAAAUGGAAAUAAGCCCGGGACACAUUUUACUAAGGAAGGUUGGAAGAAUAUUAUGGAUUCAUUUCAUUUGAAAUCUGGUUUGAAUUAUGGCAGAUUACAAUUUAAGAAUCACUGGGAUUCUACAAAGGAACAAUGGAGAACAUGGUCUAAGCUUGUUUCCACUAGUUACAUGAAAUGGAAUCCGUCUAAGCAUACGUUUGAGGCCAGUGACGAAGAUUGGACUAGCUAUUUACAGAAAAACCCAGAAGCUUCCCAAUUUCGCUAUAAGGAACUACAAUUCCCAGACGCAUUGGAAACCAUCUUUAAUGGUACUACUGUUACAGGGGAGACUGAACCUGCUGUGCAACAGAAGAAAAGCGAUGACAGCGUUAAUACUUUGCCUUUGCACACAAAAGGACCAGAUGUAACCAGCUCAGAUGAGAAGACUGAAUGUCUUUGUGAUGCUGUUGCAUCAAGGAAUGGUGUGAAUAUUCAAAAGAACGCCUUCUCAAUUUCGUCUGCUGAAGGCAAACGCAGUUAUAGUAUUGGUGAAUGCAUUGAAUGUCUUGAUGGAAUGGAAGAUGUAGAGCAAGGAAGUGACCUGUAUUUGUUUGCUCUAGAUGUGUUCCUUAGGCAGGAACAUAGGGAAAUUUUUCUCCAAUUGAAAAAGCCUAAUCUGAGGAUCUCAUGGUUGCAGCGACUUCAGUCUGUUGGUCAGUCUUCACUCUAG